AUGUCAGCAAAGGUCAACAAGCCGACGGACUUGAAGCAAAAGGAGGCCGAUGUCAACCGCAAGCUUCAACUCUACGGAAUCGUCUCCGCUUUUCAGGCUGGCAAGGUUCCAUCGAAUGACCAAAUCGAUGUCGCCCUGAACAGUUUCCUGGCCUCCAAGGCCCUGUCCAACCCUCCCGAGAAACUUUCCGCUGAGGGCAGAGCGCUCGUCGCCGACGCUCGUGACGUUGUAAUUCAAGCAAAGAACCUUUUGUUGUCCAAGAACCAGGGCAACCUGCUCCAAGACUUUAUCUGGCAGACCGAGCAAUUCGACCCCAAGGCGGUACAAGUCCCCGGCGCUCCCAUCAACAAGGAGGUUGCGCAGCAGCAUGGCGACAAGGCCCUGGAGGGUCUCCGCACUCUCGGGACCCUGAUCAUCACCAACGGCCAGUUCCGCAAGCUUCUAAAGGAUGCCACUGUCCUUCUCCGCGACAUGGCGGGCGAUGCCGCCACCAGCGCUGCUCAGCGUGUUCGCCCCUCGGGCGAGGCUCUUCAAGAAAUUGACCGCCCCGCUGAGGACAACACCUGGCACGAUGCACCCGACUUCUCCAAGGAGAACUUCAAGAAGCAGGCUCAGGGUGUCUACAAGGGUUCCCCCAUCGAUGACGCUCGGGACAUCGCCAAAGCUGGUACUCAGGCUGCCCACCCCAAUGGAGCGCAGAACCCCCAGGAUUUGGCUGCGACUGCCGCGCGUGAUCAACAACAGGGAACCAACUCUGGUGUGGAUGCGCAGGGUGGCAUCAGCGCUGCUCGCAACGUAAUCGAGAAGAAGUACAAUGAGAACGUUGACGACGAAACGAAGGAGCAGGCUCGCCAGCGCAAGGAGGAGUAUCGCCGCCGCGCCAAGGAGUACUUCAACAAGAAGAUGCCUCAAGAACGCAAGGAGCAGACCAUCUGGCGCCUGAAGAAGAUGGUGCUUGAGUGCCAGCAGCAUCCCGAUUAUUCUCAGGCCAUUGAGACUCUUCUCAACCUCGCCGAGGAGUAUGCUGGCCACUCACGCGCCAUCGCUCAGGGUGGAACUGGCACCGUCAAAGAUGCUCGUGCAGGUCUUGCCCAGGCCGAGAACGACCUCAAGACCCUCAUCGAGCGCUUCGCCAACGGCACUUCUACCGAAGACCUUUUUGAGUCGAUUCAGCAGAUCUACCGUGAUGCCGACAACGACCGCGAGCUCAAGGACUGGUUCAAGGCUAUGGACCGCUACGUCCGUCGCUGCCUCCUCGAGCAGGGAUACAUUCUGGACGAGGAUUCCAACCAGGAGUGGAACCACCUCUACGACCAUGGUCGCUACUUGCUCCGCAACAAAUACCGCGCUCAUACCGACCGUGUUUUCGACGAGAUCAAGUUUUUGAUUGACCAGUUCGACCAGGACCCCCAGAACAAGCGCUUCGGCCAGGCUGUUCAGAAGUUGUUCACCGACCUUGGCAACGAUGAGAACGGCAAGCCUACCUUCAAGCCCCACCUUCUCAAGGAUCUCUCAGAGGUCAUCCUUCCCUCCAUCUUUGAGAAUGUGGCUUACGUGCCCAUCCCGCGCAUCGAGUACUCUGACCCCCAGUUCGACGCCGUAAUCGAGAACCUUGUUCUCGAGUCUGACAACUUCAUGCCCAAUGUCCUCGAGGUUAACAGCGAGAACUACUUCCUUUGGGGACGCAAGAAGAUUGCCAGCAAGCACAAGCAAUCGUUCGAGGUCAAGGUCGCUGGUGUUCAGCUCGACCUGCGCGACGUCAGCUACCACGUUAAGCGUAAGCAGGGCUUCCCUUCCAUCACCGACACUGGUGUUGCGGACAUUCUCCUGGCAGGCGAUGGCUUUUCCUUCAAGCUGAAGCUUUCUUCUGCGGAUAAGAAGGAUAGCCAGAACUUCUUCAAGAUUGAUAAGGUUGAUGUGGACAUCAAGAACAUGAGCAUCAAGCUCAAGCAGUCCAAGCACAAGCUUCUCUUCAGCCUUUUCAAACCCAUCAUGCUCAAGGUUCUUCGUCCUGCUCUCCAGAAGGCUGUUGAGAAGGCCAUCAAGGAUGAGGCUGCUCAGUUGGACAGCCUUCUUUUCCAGGUCAAGCAGGAAGCUGAUCGCGCUCUCGAUGAGGCGCGCUCUGAUCCUGAGAGAACCCCCAACAUCUACAACCGCUACGCAACUGCCAUGCAGAAGCGUGCUCUGCAGACCAAGCAGAAGGCUCAGGAGGUUGCUGCUGACAAGAAGGUCAAUUACGCCAUCACCAAGGAGGAUUCCAUCUUCCCCAACAUUAACCUUCCUGGUGGCAUCAGCACAAAGGCAACCGAGUACAAGGAGUUGGCCCGUAAGGGAGAGCGCUGGGAGAGCCCUGUCUUCUCGAUCGGCAAGGCUAACAAGUCGACCGACAUUCCUGAUGCGCCCCGCAUCGAGCGCAAGAAGCAUGGUCUGCCUACCCAGCAGGGGCAGUAUGCUCCUCACGGUCAAGCCAACGGUGAUUUGAACGGCAACCUGAACAACAACUCAUCUUCGCUGUACGAUGCCCACCCCAACGGUGGCCUCAACGGCAACGUCAACACCCUUUCCAGCCCGGCUCAUGUUAGCGGUUACUAG
Messenger RNA from Colletotrichum spaethianum, 2592 nucleotides. RefSeq lists its product as uncharacterized. The transcript is spliced from 3 exons. The record is from RefSeq and is a predicted model, not a curated record. Bases 1 to 2592 code for a protein of 863 amino acids. Lineage: Eukaryota; Fungi; Ascomycota; Sordariomycetes; Glomerellales; Glomerellaceae.